Molecule: messenger RNA, 6154 nt
Organism: Girardinichthys multiradiatus
Lineage: Eukaryota; Metazoa; Chordata; Actinopteri; Cyprinodontiformes; Goodeidae
Gene: arhgap4b
Product: Rho GTPase activating protein 4b
Exons: 24
Coding region: 499-3333 (944 amino acids)
Biological process (GO): negative regulation of cell migration; signal transduction
Cellular component (GO): cytoplasm
Molecular function (GO): protein binding
Source: RefSeq, a predicted model, not a curated record
UGAAAGACGGAGGGGGAGGGCUGUUUGUGUGUGAGAGCGUGUGUGUGUGUGUGUGUGUCUUAGAAAUGAGAGAGAAGAGUACUGAGCUGGGAGAAAUCUGUCAGAAUCAAACACGCUCCACUCUGAGCACGCCUGCCAGUGUGUGUGUGUGUGUGUGUGAGUCUGCGUGAUACACAAGAAACGAGGGAUGAGAAGAGAAGAGCAGAGAAACAGAUAGAAAGAGGCAUAGGAGGACCACAAAGUAAGCACAUUCACCUAUGGAUCAGGGACCCCUGAAUUCCAUGGACAAUUCGACCCAGUCGGCAUCCCUGCUGAGAACCGUCUAUCGACCCUGAUGCUGAUGCUCCUCUUGCAGCUGAAGAGCAAGAAGGCAAAAAAGGGAGGGAGGGGAGUCAGCGGUGAAGGGCCGCAUACUACAGAUCUCCAACAGAAGCUGAGGUUGAGAAGGUUAAGGAGCAAGGGCUUUGGGUGGGAAGAUCAAGGGUCAAAAGAUCAACGAUGAUGACUUCACAUGGAAAACUGAGGAGGGAGAAGGGCAGCCUGGCAGAGUAUGAAUCUCAAAUGAAGGACUUGCGGACCCAGUUGACAGACCAGAUAAAGAUUUUAGACUCCCAGGUUGAGGUGAAACAGCAGCAGCUCUCAGACCUUUCAGAGUUUCUCCGGCGUCGGGGCGACAUCGAGACUGAAUAUGCAAGAGCCCUUGACAAACUAACCGAGAGGUUCACUCACAAGACUAAAAAGAAGGAGCAGUGGGGUCAGUCUGUUUGUCAGGUUUGGUCCGUUUUGCUGACUCAGACCCGUCUGGAGAGCCGGGAACACGCAGCGCUGGGGGACACCUGCUUCAACACGCUCACACAGAGCCUGACACACAGCACCGAGGACACACACCGCCUGCACAAAAAGAGCAAAGAGGUGGGAAUCCAGAUGCAGGAGGAGCUGCUAAAGGUCACUACUGAAUUGCAAACGGCUCUGAAGACCUACAACCAGUACCACACAGACUGCCUGACAGCUGAGGGGAAACUGAAAGAAGCAGAGCGGCUGGAAGAAAGGCACACUGGCAAGUCGGCCGAGCUCGGGCCUGGCCAAUUGGCAGGACAGAGGCGAAGCUCUGUCAAAAAGAUGGAACGAUUGAUGGAGAAGAGGCAUGGAAGAGUGCAGGAGACCCAGCUGCAGUGCACAAAGGCUCGAAAUGACUACCUGUUGAACCUAGCUGCAGCAAAUGCAGCCAUGAACAAGUACUACCUGCAGGAUGUCAGCACUCUCAUCGACUGCUGUGACCUUGGUUUUCAUCUGUCCGUGGAGAGAGUGAUGAAGUGCUACCUGACCAGUAGGUGGCGCAUUCAGAAGACAGAGGAGACGGGGCUGAAGCAGUUGGAAACUGCUGUGACGUCCCUGGACCAGAGUGGAGACAGGGAUGCGUUGCUACAGCAACAUGAUGCUGCCUUCUGUCUCCCAUUCAGAUUCAACUAUCACCCACAUGAGGGAGACCAGGUGUGCGAGGUGAGUGCGGAGAGCCAGGUGCGGUACGAGCUUGAGACCAGGUUCCAGCAGCUUCAGUCUCGACUCGCUGCUGUCACCUUGGAAACAGAUGAGAUUAGUAAAACGCUUAAAGCCACACUUACUGCCCUGUUGGACUCCAUGUGCGACGGCGAGUGCAACCCCUCCCCCGACGUGUCCACCAGCCUAUCACACGAGCCCCCUGGAGGAAGCACUGUCCCAAAACUUACCCUUGCCAAGCGUCGGGCCAAUCAGCAGGAGACAGAGACUUACUACUUCACAAAAGUAAAGGAGUUCCUCAACAGCAGCUCUCUGGCCUCCAAACUUCAAGCCAAACAUGAUCUUCUACAAGAUGCCAUACAAAAAGCGGAGGCCGUCGACAGCGACCCUUCCAGAAUGCAAUGUACUACUCGGUCAGUCCGUGUUCGGAAGUCCAGGCCAGUUUCCCAAUUCUGCCACACACUCUUCACCACAGACAUACUCUCCUACAUAGAGAGCUCUGGACAGCAGAUUCCUGUGGUGGUUGAGAGCUGCAUUCGUUUCAUAAACCUCCACGGCCUCCACCAUGAAGGAAUUUUCCGAGUUCCUGGCUCACAGAGGGAGGUAAACCUCAUCAGAGAUUCGUUUGAAAGAGGAGAGGAUCCUCUGUCAGACAGUGAGUGUGACCUGGACUCCGUGGCCGGUGUGCUGAAGCUGUAUUUCAGGGGGCUUGAGCCUCCUCUGUUCCCGUACGAGAGCUACUCUCCGCUGCUGGAGUGUGUCCAAAUCGAAGAGGAGACCGAGAAAGCGGCCCAGAUUAAGGCCGUCGUUUCCACUUUCCCGCGGCCUCUCCUUGUCGUGAUGCGAUAUCUUUUCGCUUUUCUCAACCACGUGUCUCAGUACAGCGAUGAGAACAUGAUGCAGCCCUACAACUUGGCUGUUUGCUUCGGUCCGAGCCUCCUGAGGGGAAUGGAUUCUGAUGACGCCGUUGCUAGGCAGCCGCAGAUCAAUGACCUUGUUAAAACCAUGAUCCUUCAGCAUGACAUCAUCUUCCCUGGCCAAUCCGAACUUCCAGGUCCGGUCUAUGAGAAGCACAUGACACUGGAGCAGGAGUACUGUGAGCCAAUUACAGAGGAGGGAGACGGAGAGACUGAGCAUCUGCCCAAUGAGGAUGAGUGGGAGGCAGUAGCAUUGUUCGACUAUAUGGCCAGAUCUCCAGCAGAGCUUUCCUUCAAGCAGGGAGAUCCUAUUAUUCUUCACAGCAAGGCCUCUUGUGACUGGUGGAGAGGCGAAGUUGGAGGGGUUAAGGGUCUAGUCCCUCACAAGUACAUCAGUAUACUGGAAGGGUCAGAGCGAGGGAAAAGAGAUGAAGGUAGAGUAGGUGGAGGCAGCACUGGAAACCUAACGGCAGAAGAUCCACUCACAGAAAACACAACAAGGAUGCGGGUAAACAGUGAUAGUGCUUCGUUGCCAGGGAGACAGAGAGGAAGUGAGGGGAGCCCAAGUCGAAAGCCACAAGCUUCCCUUGCCACAAGACAACAAAUACCAGUGUCUCAGGAGCGAAGACACACUUUGGACACUGUAAGACAAGGCAGCUGCAGAAUCCCAGACAAACCACCAUUUGCCCAAGCAGAAAGACCAACAAUUGACAAGGAUAUAAUCAGCCGUCAGAUGAACUCUGUGUUUAGGGAGCUCCUGUCCCGUCAGCCUCCCGUGCAGUCGUCCACCUUCCCUGCCCCUGUCUCCACGGCUGCUUCUUCCUCCUCGUCUUCCUCGAUUGCUCAAGCUGCCACCUCAGCUAAAAAAGGAUUUGGUCUUAGAAGGACCGGCCCUUUUCAGUCUGGUGGACUGAGAUGAAGCAAGGAGAACAGAGGAAUAAUUAGUUCAUUGUUUGGCAGUCAAGGUCAUUUAGCUGAUGCCAAUCAGGCGUCUGGUGAAGAUCAUGAUUUUUUUUCUUUUUCUGUUUUAUGGACAAGUGUACAAUAAUUGCGUGUGCCAUCUCAUAGUGCCACUAGUCUUGGUGCCGUGUAGGUGUAUGUCCAGUGUGUCUGUUUUUCAACUGCUUUUGUUCUGCUUUGUUUUGCUCUCCAGGCUUUUGCACCUUUUUGGAGAAUCAGGGAUGUGGCUUCACCAGUAAUAUCACCAGAAAAACUGCUUAGUAUGGUACCGAGUGUACAUAAACAAGAAAAUACUUAAGCUGCCCCCUAGUGGCAGGUCUGAGAUCAGCUCACCCUUGCUCUUGAAAACUGAUCUGGGUCCUGUGCCUAGGAGUGCCUUCACGUCUAUUUUGACGUUUUUUUCACUUGAAAACACCAGAUAAGUUUAGACUUUAUGUAUGAAGUUAAAAUGUGUACCGGGUAAGAUGUCAAGGGGCCCAAAAGAAUUAUCAAAAAAACUACAAAAUAACAGAAGUCAUUUAAACCUCAACCAUUAUAGUAAAAAAGCAUUAUCACUUUUUAAUAAUACAUUAGUGUUUACUUUUUUUCCAAAACUAAUUUAAAAUGACUAUUAGUUCUUCAUGACUUAUUGCUGGUAAGCCACUGGACUCAUUUUAUUACAUCACUUAGGUUUUAAAUGAUGCCUUCAAAUGGAGCCAUGCUUGUAGUAUUUUCAAGUCCUUUUACUUCUACACACUGUUUUUCAUGAGCAUAAAAAACAUAAAAUAUGUUUAGGAAGAAGUUAUAAAGAGUUUUGUUUGAAACAUCAGAUUUAUACUUUUCAUUUUUUCUUUAGGUAGUCAUGUGAACAGAUUGAGGCAUAAAUCAGGUAAUAAGGAUGGGACCUUACAAAUGAGGAAAUGAGAAGUUAUGCUUGUUUCACAGCUAUUGAAAACCCCUCUACAGAAUCUAAUCUAAGGAGAAUUUUCACCUGAAGCUUAUAUCAAGCUAUGAAAACAACCCCUUUAUGUGAGUUUCUGCUCCUUUUAUUGUAAAAUGUUAUCCAGCUCAAUGUCUGGAGUCAAAUUUGCAUGUUAUGAUUGUGAACCUGUAAGUUUUGUAUUAAGGCAAGUUAAACAUUGUCAUUAAAAACCAAAACUGUUAAUAAAUUGAUUGGAUUUGUCAAUAACUACAGAAGACAGGCACAGGAAGUAAUAUACCUUUUCUUUGAAAUGGUGCUGCACAGUUAACAGCCAACGGUUUUUGACUGUCAAACUCGCUAGGCUGGUUUGCAUUAAAUCAUAUUUAAUGAUAAACCGAAGAGUAGAAUCAGCAGUACUAACUAGGCUAUUUGGCUUUAGUAUAACAGAUAAACUUAAUUGUUUUUUUUAAGAGCAUUUUUAGAAUCAUCCAAUGCAAAAAGUAGCCAGUUAGCUAUAGCUACUUUUCUGUUAGCGCAGUAUCUUUAUGUGAUUGCGGUGCAGUAACUCUUGCUUUACAUUCAAGUUUGGUAUCUGACAGACUUUUUUUUUGCAACAUUACUUGGGUUAAGUAAAUCAAUUGGUAAUAUUUUAUCACUGUUGCUAACAGCAGAUAAAAAUGUUGUAAGCAACUGUUUGGUUUGCUAAAUUAGGAAGGUAACACUGGGGCUUGACAACACAGCCGUCAUUUAAUGUCAAAUAUAUAGUGCAUCACAAAUGAUUAAUUUAUGGAUUUUAUUCAAAUUAAUUUAUUGGUAACAAUGUACAUUGAUGUUCCAAUUUUGACAAGGAAAAGAGUGUUGUCUUUAACAUAGCAGCAGGAUAUCCUGGAACAUACCCACUGAAAACACAUUCCCCUUUACAUGUGAUUAAAGGCCUGAAUACGAGGCCUAAUCUCAGGGCUUUUACAGAUUUAAAGAUGGGCUAACUCAGGUUUAGCUUUGAAAGAAUAAGUACGAAUCUCUCUCUCAGGUCUUUGGUUGACUUAUGGCUACUUCCAUUUGAACUUCGAAGUCGGAAUUACCUAGCUAAAAAUUUCUACUGGAUUGUCCUCUCAUUAGGUUGGAUUUCUGACAGGAACUUGGGGAAAGCUAACAGCUCUCAAAUAUAAUACCCAGGAUGGGAGGUCUGUGAAUAAAAAUGAUUGAACACUGGUGCAUUUACUUGGGUCACUUAUGUUCAUAAACAUUUAUUGACCAGUUUUUUUGUGCGAUGUAAGCUGAUGCAGUGCACUCUUAGCAUCACUUAAAAUGUUUACAUGGCUUGCAAAAGCCACUGAUUUUCAAGCUUCUUUGGUUUGAAGCGGGUACAGAUCAGAUGUUUUGUCUUCCAACUUUCAAGUCAAAUGGAAUGCGCCAUAAACCCUUCAACUUGAAACUGUGCCCUUGCCUGAAGAGCCAAAAUGGUCCCUAUAUCAGAGAGGUGUUGACUUGCUCUGGUUUAAACUGUGAAACCAAUAGUGGCAUCUUGGAGCCGUAAUAGAAUCAGUUGUUUUUUUUUAUCCACCACUUGUUUUGGUCCCCGUUAAUAUUUGAAACAGUAUAAUCCACUGGUCCAAUUCAAACAUACUUGUGAAUUUUUGCAGUUUGAUUAAAAAAUCAUUAGAACCAUUUUUACAUGUGUAAUUUCUCCACUGUCCUUUUACAGUAAUGUAAAAAUAGAAGUAGAGUCUUUGUUUUUAAAUGAAUCUGCUUCUGUGGUUAAAACACCUUGGUAUUUUGGAUCACUGUUUGAUGAUGUUACUAAGUUUAUUGUGUUAAACUGUAUAUGUGGGUAACAAUUAUAAAUUCAAUAAAGAUGACAAAGAAAUUGAUGAUAAAA